CUAAUUACAGUACAGUGUAGAAACAGUGUAAGCGGAGCUCAUACUUGAAGUUUUUGUUACUUUUCCAGAACGAAAGAAAACUAAAGACGAUUGCUUAUGUAACUGUCUGUUUAACAAGCAUUCAUGCGCAAGAGCGCUUGCGCAAGUACACAGAAAUUUCGUGCGGGUCCACAGGGCGACAGAAUACAUAUUCUCCAUUCUGUGAUACGGCUAAACCAUGUUUGUACAAUCAUCACUCUCUUUGCCAGAAAAUGUUAAGUUCGGCUUGCCCAAGGCUCCCUAUUCUUGGUACACACAUGCAGAAGUACGCAUAAUCGAAAUUCGAUCAAACUUCAAAUAGCGUGAGCAGUCUUGUUGCACAGAUUUGUCGUACACACACUAAAGCCGUGUUGAGAAAACACGCUUGCGCAAGAGUUUUUGUUGUGUGAAGUCGGUUUGAAGUGACGGUGUAACAGGCUGCAGGGACAUGACUGUUGAGGAACCCAUCAAGGUGAUUACCCCAUGGCCAUUAAAAGCCGCAUGAUAUGAACAUUUAGAUUGGACACUGACAGCUAUUCCCCUCUACCUCUUUAUUCCAGUGCGGUUUUUUGUGGUGAACAACCGUGAAUAGGUAUUCACCAACACACACUGAAGACAGUGUAGUGAGUCAAGCUUGAAAACUUUUUGAUUCGUGUAAUGAUUAGUUUCUAAAAAAAACAUUGAUUUGAGUGCUCUUGUGGGACGUGUUUGAUAUUACAUGUGUUCACUUUGAUUCCAGGCUCUGGAACAGAGGAGCACCCAAGCAUAGGCUGAGACUCCUGCGAGCAUAACCCUGUUAAAAUGUAACACUGUUGCUAUGUCUUCUAACCAAAUUCUGUACAGCAGUGUAGCAUAUGAUGUGCAGGUUUUUCAAAGGUCCUGAAUCCAUUUCCAUGUUCCAGUAAUGUCAGAUUUCCAGUAUGGAUAAAAGAACAUUGAGAGCAUUGGAUUGAGGGAACUAAGAAUUGCUUUAGGCCACUGUGCAUCUGCAGCCCCUUCUGUGGGAAAGAGGUGGCGGGGAGGGUUUGCAGUACACAUAAACAAGAGUGCACCAUAAUCUUCCAUUUGAUUUUAGCAGCAGUAGACAGUAUUCUGUUUUUGUGACUGCAGGUAGGUCUCGAUAGUAGUGGGGAACCCAACCCUACAAUUAAUGAAGUUCCUUAUUUCAACUACAUUUGCAGUAGACAUGAUUAAAGUGAUUGGAUAAAUUUCUCUAUUUUUAAAUUACCUCUCAGUACAUUUCCUUUCAAUAAUGAACUAUGCAACUCAAAGUUGCACCAUGUCCUUGUAUUUCAUUUUAAUAAAAUGUACAUCUAGGACUUACCUCCAUACAUCAGAAGCAUCUUUCCACGAGAUCAGUGGACUAUGAUUUAUGUAGUGAAGUAACAUAUGUCUGCCCCUGCUUGUCCUAUAUGUGAAUUGUUUCAUGAUAGUUUUGUAAAUCUAAAUCUGAUUGGCCAAAUCAUGAAUUGGACCUUUUGUCAAACACUUCUUAGGGAAAUACCUUUAGUGUACAUAGCUUGCCCAGAUGAAGUUAACUGAAUUUUUCCUGGCCGCUAACAGGAGUAGUACACAAUGUAGAGGAAGCAAGAUGUAUCAGCUACACAGUCUGCUGCUGGGAGAGGAACUGUAGAGUGGUAACAAUGUGUGUCUUCUUCCCACAAAGCUGGAACACUGCAGUUGCUUUAUAUGAGCUCCUACUCUUUGUCACCACAGCUGACAAUGUUAAUGAUUCAUAAAAACCACCUCAGCUGUAUUGUUACACAUUUAUUGUGUCUCAUCCAGGUGAACAUCUUCAGGUUGCAGUUGUGCUAAAGGCAUGACAUGACAUCUCACCAUGAUUAAAAUUAUUUCUUAUAACCAUUUAUGUCAUAACUUUAGCAAACUUUGCAAUGCAAGGAUGCUCAACACAAUAACUGUAGGCCUCUAAUAAUACAGCUGAAAUGGUUUUCAAUUAACUGUUAAAGAACAUUGGCUCAAGUGUGGACCACUUCAAAGAUUAUAGUUUGGUUGAGUUGAUGAAACCAGCAAAUGUGGAUACAAAAUGUUGGUUGUCAUGACUAACAUUAAUGAAUCCAAAGUAUUACUCCACUCACUGCCUGUCCAUUCUCAUCUUUUUUUUUCUCCUUUGCCUUCCAAAUGGCGCAUGCUCUCUCGUUUGAGCGACAUUGUGUCAAUGGUCUUGUCCGCGCACAGUGCACAGCUAAGUGACCGUGUGAAUUGUUGGUGCAGCGUCUCCUGCCCCAAAUUCUUACCACUGAUAAUUAAUUUAUUCCUAUUAAAUUCAUCCCCCCCCUCUCAUUAUCAGGUAGUUUUGCUUAUUUGCCACACAUACCCAUGCCACAUGAACUUUUGAACUUCAACCUAACCAUUCCCACCUCUCUCAUUGCUCUACUAUCUGUAUUCUCAAAAACCAUAGAAAAAAUUUUUCAAAGAAGAGUAGCAGAUUUUCUGGAACAGCACAAAAUACCACCCACAGCGCAACAUGGUUUCUGGAAAGGCCGAUCAACUGACACAGCAAUUUUUGAACUAUCAAGUGAAGUAUUUCAGAAACUAGAUAAUGGUGAAAAUGCCAUUGGAAUAUGUCUAGAUCUAUCUAAGGCUUUUGAUAUCAUAGAUCACACAAAACUAUUGCCUAAGCCUGACAACAUGGGGAUUUGAGGAACAUCUAACAACUGGAUAAAAUCGUAUCCAAGCAGUCGAAAACAAGUGGUUCAAUUGCAACAUCAAAAUUUCAUCAGACUCACUCAACACUAUUCACACUAUGAAACCAUUAAAUAUGGCGAGCCACAAGGUUCAGUUCUGUAAUCUCUUCUAUUUCUGUUAUAUGUGAAUGACCUAAACAAAUUGUGCAAGAACAUCAUCCGGUUUGCUGAUGAUACAAGUGUGCUAGUGAGUGGGAAAGAAAUGCAAAUGCUUCAGAGGUUUACUACAGACACACUGAACAAUAUUGAUAACUGGCUCAGUCACAAUCCAUUGGUAAUAAAGGACCAGUAAUGUCACAAACAAACACAUUGCCUAAUCACACUGCUCACUGAGCUUCGAAUCGAUGUACUAUGGGCCCAGAAGAGAUGAAAACACGGGCAUCAAUCUCAAUAACAUCAGAAGCAAUACUAAGAGCAGAACAAUUGCCAGCAGCAAAAACAUCUCCUGGAGUAGAAGAAGCAGUAUGUAAAAAUAUCAUAAAGAAAUCAACACUACCAAGAGCACCAAAAGCAGCACAGAAGAGAGGUGGAAGGAAUAAAAGAAAGCAGGGGCCUAUGUAUUUGAUGGGAGAGUAUUUUUACAUCCACAGUCCUGAAAAAAACUGUGGUGAAGAAUGUCUCAAAUGGACUGUCGGGGGUCCAAAAAAUGCAGUACUCCAGUUUCGCUGCUGUGCAUUGUCAAACCCGCCCGUUGAUCCACCGGCAAAUGAGUUACAUAUGACUUAUAAAACUGUACAAGCCGAGACAAAACUGCUUGCAGCUAUACUGAAUGCUCACGGAAUGCGGGAGGUUCACAACAGUAUUCCAGAUUUCAAUUUAUUAUGGACAGGUGUGCAUCCAAAACCACAUGUUCUGAAAGAUUUGACAGCGUAUCAACGAGUUAAUCAUUUCCCAAGGUCUUUUGAACUGACACGUAAGGAUCGGUUGUGCAAGAAUGUAGAGAAGAUGCAGAUGCUGAAGGGGGCAAAACAUUUUGAUUUUAUCCCACAGACCUUUGUGAUGCCAGCAGAAUAUCGCGAGUUAUGUUCAAGUCACCACCGAAACAAAGGUCCAUGGAUAGUAAAGCCAGUUGCCUCAUCACGUGGCCGUGGUAUCUACAUCGUUAAUAGUCCAGAACAGGUGCCUUUAGAAGAAACAGUAGUCGUUGCAAAAUACAUUGACAAUCCUUUGCUGGUUGAUGGACACAAAUGUGAUUUGCGACUGUACGUUGUUGUUACAUCGUAUGAUCCCUUACUUGUCUAUUUAUAUGAAGAGGGUCUGGUACGCUUUGCUACUGUGAAAUAUGACUCAGGUGGCAAACACCUAUGGAAUCCAUGCAUGCACCUCUGCAACUACAGUAUCAACAAAUAUCACUCUGAUUAUGUUAAGAGUGAUGACCCUGAAGCUGAGGACGUCGGUCACAAGUGGACACUGUCAGCUUUACUGAGGCAUUUACGUGCUGCAGGAACGGACACAGCACUCUUGAUGUCAAGAAUUGAAGAAGUCAUUGUAAAGUCUAUUUUAGCUUCAGCACCACCAAUUGUAGCAGCUUGCCGCAUGUUUGUCCCACACACACACAACUGUUUUGAACUGUAUGGUUUUGACAUCCUGGUGGACUCAGAACUAAAGCCAUGGCUGUUAGAAGUUAACCUAUCCCCAUCACUGGGCUGCGACUCUCCAUUAGAUGUCAGAGUGAAGUCUGCAAUGUUGGUGGACCUUCUAACUCUAGUGGGGCUACCAGCAAUUGAUCCAAUGCUGCGGCGUAUAAAUGAACCUCAUCAUCACAGUAACCCUGCUGAUAGUACCAAGAAGCUUAAUUGUAGGCGGGUGCAUUCAGCAGAUACACUUACAGUAACAGCAACAGGGUCAAGGAGAGCAAACAGUUCGUCAGCACGUUUAACUUACAGCUCACUUUCACUCAGCCCAGAAGAAUCUAGAAUUGUUCGUUGUGCACGCAUGGAAUAUGAGCGCCGUGGUGGAUUUGUGCGAAUCUUUCCUUCAGUUGAGAGCUGGAAUCGUUACAGUGCAUUUCUUGAUCCUGUGACUGGUAUAACUUGCCAUAGUGGCACUACUUCAAUGGGGCACCCUUGCUCAACAACUGGAUUAAUUCAGCACAACUAUAACUUGACAUUGCAUCAGCAGUUAUUUCCUGGGGAGAUUAAGAAAGUUCAACAACAACCACGUCCAGUGCCAAAACUUCCUGAGCGAUUGGCACGUUAUGAAAGAGCACUAGCUCAAGGACAUUGUACAGUUCUUGAAGAGAAGAAUCAGUCAUCACAGAAGACUGAGGAAGGAACUAACAAACUGAAUCCAAACCGAUACGAUGUUAAUUCAUUGCGCCAAGAAAUCCUGCACUGCUUUGAGAAAGGCAACAGGCUCAGCCAGAAUCAAGCACGCAGGAUCUUCUGCCAGUACUUGCAAUGUAUAUUACGUCGCCUAGCCAACAAAGAAGGUUUUGAUACAGAUGAUGAUAACAACAGUGAGCUUAUAUUGCGUUUCUUACAAAGGGCUUCAAGUAAUCUGCGCACACCGUACUUUGUUCAGCCUCCAAACAGAAAACUAUCUGGCAAAGACAGAGUAGCUGUAGUUGCAAAACAAUUAUCAGACUUCAUUUAUCUGUAUAGCCGUGAAACUGAGCUCUACACAGAAGCAACAGACCGUCCACACUGUAUACCGUCAGAAUUAUGCACCAGGUUUCUCAUUUUUGCAAGUGAGUCUGAUCUGGAGGAAGUCCUGUCGGCUCAUUCACGUGUGUUUAAAUGUGUGCACACGUACCUAGGACGUUGUGGACCAGCCCCAACAACUCGUCACCCAUUGGGUUUGCUGCGUUCGUAUCCACAUGCACCUGGAGGUACAUCUUGUGAGACUCGUCGUGCCUCUCUUUCAAAACAACCUGCUGCUAAAAGGGCAUCCACUACUAAAGUCUCUAGAGCACUGUGAUACAUUGUGGUAUAUGAUUUUUACGUAUCCGUUCCAUGUAUGUGACAAGCUAGUCAUGUAAAGUAUUGCCUUGACGUUGUUAGUUGAGUUUGACGUGGGUUAGGAAAAGUAUUUCUUGAAAUGAUAACUUCGAUAAUGGUAGUGCUACUGUUGUAUUUUAAUUGUUUUUAUUUAUUUUGUUGUUGGAGACAGUGAUUAAAAGAAGUAUUUAGACGGCCUUCCUGUUUUUAUGGCUGCCUGAAAUAGCAGCCGUUAAAAAAAGUCUGUGAUCUUUGUAUAAGUUAAAUCCUCAUUUUUGCAACAGUAUGUGGCAUUUUUUAUAAAAGAAUUCCAUGUGAGUGAUGGGUCAUGGUGCAAUCACAAUUAUUUUUUUGAUAUUUGUUUUUAUAUAUUUACUCACAGGGUACUUUUUAGAGUUGUGAACAGUGUCAAAGGCUGCAGUGGCAUAAUUUCAGUAUUUUGUUAUUUAUUUAGCUAGAUAGUGUUAGUCAGUGCAGCCUUUCCAUCUUUCUAAUUAUUUAUGUUAUUUAUUAUGUCAUUCAACUACUAAUACCUUCUUGUAUAAUAUCUUAUUAUUGUUCACUAAGAGAUUGGACAAAUGUAUUGCUUUGAAGGACUGUUUUUUGGUGCUUUAUUGGAGGCAACGAAAGGAAAGAAACACUGCCAGAGCAAUUGUUCAUUGUGAUUGUGAUUACAAUUUAAUUUUCUGUAUGCAGUGGUGAAUUGUGACAUAAACAAAACAAAUUGUGUUGAAGGCUGAUGCAAUGAUUUUAUCUUGUACAAUAACAACAAAUCAAGCAAAGUUAUUUUGAAUAAAUUUCAGUUGCUCAAUUGCUUUUUAACAAUAGUCACCAGUAAAGCAGUAGUGCACAUGCAGCAACUCCCAACAAUUUUUCAUCCAUGAAGUACAAUUAAAUAAGCAAGUUACCAGUAGUGCCAUAGAAACUGUAUGUUGAGGGGUGCUAUGAUAAUAAUAAUUAUUAUUAAGUUCUCAUAAAUGAACAUUAUUUUUAAAAUAGAUUUUAUACACAGUUAAGACUCCCAUCCUCAUGGUAAUGGUUUAUAAUUACAUAUACCUAAACUUCAAGUAUUCUUGCACAGGAAUUUCGUGUCAUUAAUGCAUAAAAAUCAUUUUGUUGAUGUUUGUGUCAUGUGAAAUGCAAGUUUCCAGAAUUUUUAUAAUGCAUUAACAUUGUUUUGCUGAAUGGACAAAAAAUCUGGAGGAAAAACUAUAAGUGGCACAAAGUAAAUCAUCUGAAUAGUAGUUUACAGAUAACACAGAAACAUAAUUUGGCUUUUAACUAGGACAAGAUACAAACUUCUUUCUGAAUGAGUAAGGUUUGUGAGCACUCACGAUGGCUCGGAGAUUAGUAUUGUAAAGCUUACUUGUGAAACUGUUCACAAAAAUUAAAGCUAGAAGUUAAAUUUGAUAGAAAUCAUUAUCAUAAAUUACUUUAAGGUUCACUCUCUUGUUGGCAUCAGUUUGAGGAAUACUACAAAAAUGUAGUUUCACCACCAGAGAUUUUCCCAGUCCCUUCCCCACCUCCCAUAAAGGAACUUAAGAAGGUAAAUUUGUGAGAUGUUCUUGGAAAGUGUGGGGAGAAGAAUGAGUUGGAGGCAAAUGUGAAAUGUGAACUUUGUAAGUGUGUUGGUGUAACGGAUUACUUGCACUGCAUCAUAUGUUAUUGAUUGAAAAAAUUCAUUUAAUUUUUUUGUUCAGUGUGAGUAAAAUAUAUAAAACUUCAAGGACAUAUAAUUUUCAUAUUUUUUUGAUAAGGCAGUGAUUAUUGUCAACUUACAAUUACUGUCAUCAGUUUCAUCUACCCCUUGUAGGCAAUAACUCUUGGCUACUCAAUAACUCUUGGCUGCAUUGAGUCAUAAAAUAAGCCUGAUACCUGUGUAAUGGUACUGCACCUGCCUCUAUUUGAGAGCAAUGUUUUAUUCAAAUUAUUUGAGUAUUAGUCUUUUAUAUUUUUGUUUUCUCUGCCUACUCAAUGUGCAAACUGUGUAAAAUGAGAAAUACUGAAACAAAAGAACAGCUGAUACUAUGCUGUCUUCCUUACUAUGAGGAAUAUAAAAUACUCGUCAGUGACCUUAACCAAUAGUAACAUCAACGAGAAAUGUAAACAGUUCUUGUAAGUAGUUGAGCUGCCUCUCUUGGAAGUAAUGUUACAUGGGAAAAGCAGUCAUUAAAUGUACUUGGGCAAGAGUACUUAAUUACUGGUAUAAUAUUGGUAUAAUUACUUUUCUUUUGGUUUUUAGUUAUAAAUGUGCGUGCAGUUUUUUUAAAUGAAAUAGUAACAACAUGUGGCUCAUCUGUCCCCUAACCCCUUCUCUCUCUCUCUCUCUCUCUCUCUCUCUCUCUCUCUCUCUCUCUCUCUCUCUCUCUCUCUCUCUCUGACACUACUUACCCAUGCAAUUAAUGCACAAAAAAAGUCAAAGUCUUUCAGAAUUAAUGUUUAAAAGCUUUUAAAGCAAUAAUCACACUAGCUUUUAGCUCAGAAGUUAAAGCUACAUUUUUCACUAUGUGGAGAAUUCCAUUGUAUAAUCUUACAGAAGAGACUGUUCUGGUCAUUAAGGUGCUCUUUAUUAUUAUUUUAUUAUUAGUGAAUAGCAGUGGUAUUAGAUUAAGUGGUUGCUCAUAUGGUGACAAUUGUGGUCAAUCAAUCUAUCAUAAAUACUUAACAUUUAAAUGCUGAACUUUAAUUAUUAACAAUAUUCACAUUCAAAUAAGGGUGAAGUGGACAGGAAACUAGAAAAGUGGUUUAGUUAUUUUGAAAGCUGGAUAUACAUGGAUACAAACUAUCUUGUCUCAGUUGGACUGAUUUCUCAUUCCAUAUUAAAUUAUCACCUCUUUUCCCUUUCAUUUUGCUUGUCGUUGAUUCAUGACAAAGAUUUUUCCUUCUAAAAAAUAGAAUUAGCUAACAAAGUCAUAAUUUUCACUGUAAACAGAAAGGCCUUUCAAUGAGAAAUUUUAUUAUCUUUCAUAGAUGUGUAAGAUUUAGUAAUGAUGCCAAAGUAAUUUGUAUGUUUUACAUGUUCAGUUUUGUAUAUCAUGCGUUUAGUAAUACUUCUAUGGUAUGAUACUUACAACAUGGUAUGUUUAGUAAACUGGUGUCACUUAUUAAUAAUGGUUUGUGAAAGUAUCCAGUGGUUUUUCACUCAGUGAAGCACAAAUUUCUACAGUUAAUAGAAUCACAGUAUAUGUAGCAAAUGAACUGUAGUAAAAGCUGUAACACUGUUUCCAGUUAUGUGAAAAACAUUCCUUACAUGAAGUGCUGAGUUUGUGUACUUAACUUUAUCAGAAAUAUCUGAAGUACUUGUGAUAUUUUAACAGUGAAAACGACGUAUGCCAUUCUUUAAGCUGAUGUUUUUUACAGAUGUAGUCACUGAACUAAAAAAUUUUUGGAAGAUUUUUUAUGAAGUGCAUUAAAAUAUUGUACCUCACAUUGUAUUUGGACAAGUGCACUGUAACCUGUCUUAUGGAUGAUGGAGGAAAUUGUCAUAAUGUACAUGAAUUUGAAAUUGUGUAUUUUUGUGGGCACAGCUUUGUAGACUUAAAUGUGCUCAUUUGGCAUAGAUUUACGCUGUUCGCUGCUUAAAGAUGUAAGUCAGUCUUCACUCAUGGCAGCUAUUUUUCUCAACUUUGUAUUCAAUGCAAAUAUAUUCACUUGAUAUCUGGACAGAAAACGAUUUUGUUAUAUU
Molecule: messenger RNA, 9347 nt
Organism: Schistocerca gregaria
Lineage: Eukaryota; Metazoa; Arthropoda; Insecta; Orthoptera; Acrididae
Gene: TTLL5
Product: tubulin polyglutamylase TTLL5
Exons: 14
Coding region: 3075-5642 (855 amino acids)
Biological process (GO): protein polyglutamylation; microtubule cytoskeleton organization
Cellular component (GO): cilium
Molecular function (GO): tubulin binding; tubulin-glutamic acid ligase activity
Source: RefSeq, a predicted model, not a curated record